AUGAAGCCUUCAACCUUCCUUGCUCAUGUGGCGGUUCUCACCCAGGCAGGAAGCUCUUUGGCGUCGAAACAGGAAAACUGGUGUCAACAGGUGGGUACGGGUUCUGUCUACAUCGGGGGCCAGCCCAUUGUAGUUCAGUACCGCUAUAACCUCAACGCCUACAACGUCACGGAAGACAUUCCAACCGUAUGCGGCAGGCUUUGGAAGGAACUGAGGCAGUUUUGGACGUGCGGAGUCUGGUCAUUUACUCGUUUCAAACACUACUGCCGCCAGGCGGACAAUGGAUUGCUCCAAUGGGAGUUCGAAACCGGACUGGGUUGCAACAUGGGAAUGAUUGAGGCAACGUGGUGGGACGCUACAAAGCACAAGUUUGGAGCCGCCCCAUGUGAGAAGGCCUAA
Messenger RNA from Colletotrichum truncatum, 399 nucleotides. RefSeq lists its product as uncharacterized. Lineage: Eukaryota; Fungi; Ascomycota; Sordariomycetes; Glomerellales; Glomerellaceae. The record is from RefSeq and is a predicted model, not a curated record.